Ilex paraguariensis (yerba mate) is the source of this 1275-nucleotide messenger RNA. The record is from the annotation of a GenBank genome assembly. NCBI's taxonomy places the organism in Eukaryota, Viridiplantae, Streptophyta, Magnoliopsida, Aquifoliales, Aquifoliaceae.
AUGGCUUUAGGAGAAGAGCGAGUCUGUUCUGGAUUCGGGACAAUGGGUUACGUGGGUAUUGAAUUGCUAAAAAUGAUGAAUGGAAUAGCAAAAAGAUGGAAACAGCUUAGUGGCAGGGAUCAUUGGAAGAACCUCUUGGACCCCCUCGACAUUGAUCUCCGAAAAUACCUCAUUCACUAUGGUGAGAGGGCUUCAUCAACCUAUGAUACUUUUAAUAUGGAGAUACUAUCAAAAUAUGCAGGAAGCAGCAGGUACGCCAAAAGGAAUCUAUUUGACAAUGUAGGCCUAGAGAAAGGGAAUCCAUACAAGUACAAAGUUGUGAAGUAUUUCUAUGCAACAUCUCAAAUCGGUCUUCCAGAUGCAUUCAUGUUGAAAUCAUCGGCUGAAAACCCGUGGUCCACAGACACCAACUGGAUAGGAUAUGUGGCAGUGGCCACCGAGGAGGGGAAGGUGGCGUUGGGGAGACGAGAUAUUUUGAUUGCUUGGAGGGGGACAAUCAAGCUGCAGGAAUGGCAAAAAGAUUUUGAUUUUCCACUGGUAUCAGCUUCCAAGUUACUUGGGAAAGCUUGUGGAGCUAAUGUGCACAAGGGUUUUCUUUCUAUUUACACUUCAAAUGAUCCACACUCACCAUACUGUAAAGUCAGUGCAAGAGACCAGGUUCUAUCUCAGGUGAAGCAAUUGGUAGAUCAAUACAAGAAUGAGGAUAUCAGCAUAACUUUAACUGGCCACAGUUUGGGUGCAGCACUUGCAACCCUAAAUGCAGUAGAUAUAGUUUUCAAUGGCAUCAACAAGUCCUGUCCCGUGACCGUAUUCGGCUAUGGAUGCCCACAAGUAGGCGACAUCUUUUUUCAAAAUAUUUUCCAUUCCAUGGACGACCUCCGUCUCCUCCGUAUCCGUAAUGCUCCGGACGUCGUUCCAUUCUGUCCGGGUCUCGUCGGGUACACGGAGGUCGGUGAACAACUGGUUAUGGAUAGCCGGAAGUCGAAUUUCCUGAAGUUCCCUGGAGAUAUUUCAAGUUGGCAUAACAUGGAGGCUGGUUAUUUGCAUACAAUUGCUGGAACACAAGGGAUUAUAGGGGGGUUUCACUUGGAGGUUAAAAGAGACAUUUCACUUGUGAACAAAAUGAGCUAUGCUCUGAAUGAUAAAUAUCUGGUGCCUGGGUUUUGGUGGAUUGAAAAGAAUAGGGGUAUGGUUCAGAUGGAUGAUGGGUCUUGGAAGUUGGAUGACCAUGAGAGAGAUGAUGAUGGGGGUUUGAGUAAUACUUUGGAAAUUUGA